CCUGGUGCAAAGAGGGAAGCCCACUAAUAAAUUAAAAUUUUCGACCGUUGGAUAUACUUUCUCUCUCUUCCGCUCUCUACUCUCUCUCUACUGUUUCUCCAUCUUCUCUGUGAAAACCCCCCAAAAUUCGUACUGCCACUAUCAUCUUUUGCUAAUUAAUUACUCAAUUUAUCUGCAAGUUCUUCUAUCUAUAUCCUAAAAUCUCUGGAUGGGGAAACGAAAAUCUCCAAACAAAGCCUCCGAUCGCGAAAAGAAAUGGGAUAAAGUGUUCAACGCGUUAGUGAAAUUGUCGCAGAAUCUUCAGAAUGAUCGGCAGUUUCUUGAAGAUAGAGUCAAAUCGUUGAACGGAGUUAUUUAUAUGAUGAAGAUGGAGAAGAAAGUCGAGUCUGCGAAAACGGAACUUAUGUUGGGUUUGAAGGAGAGGGAUGCUUUAGUUUACAAGCAUAGAUAUGAGCAAACCGACGAUGUUAUUGAAUGGUUUCACUGUCUCGCUCAGAAAUGUCCGGACCCUAAAGAUGUAUCAGAUGAUGUUAGUAAUAAAAGGGAUGGCUCGAGGAACAAGGCACUUCAAGAAGAAGUGAGGAAGCUGAAAAGUGAACUCGAGAAAUGUAAAUCGGAGAAAAAAUCUGAGGUCACUGCUCUCUUAGCAGAGAAGAGCUUUGUCUGGAACCAGUUGAAAAUUAUGGAGAACGAUUUCGCCGAACAAUUAAAGAAGAAACGCGUUGAAGUUCAACACGCAAACGAAAGGGCACAGGCACUUGUUAACAGAGCAGAGGAAUUGCAAAUCUCGAAUGAAAAGUUAAGAACUGGCUUAACCAAGGUGGAAUCCGAGUCAGUUCAAAAGAGCGAGGAAAUAAUCAGACUUUCGAAGGAAAUCGAGCUCUUAAAAUCGUCAACACCCUUACUGCGAUCUUGCAGAACAGAGGCGAACAAAAUCGGAGGAGGAACGAAUAGUACUGCUAAUCGAAGGGUUGUUACAGUGAAGAAAGAAUCAGAUCCUUCACAAAACAUUGAGAAGAUGUCUCGUACUAAAAGAAGUGCGCAUAAGUCGACUGGAGGACAAGCUCCUAAGAAGCAAUUCAUGAGAAAGGAAAGCAGUAGUUCAAGUUCGAAGAGAAAAUUAGUUGAUGAUGAUACUCCGAAACUAUUCACCUCGUCCUUCAAAGUACCUAAAUUGAAGUCUACUUCGUCUCUACAAAUAGGUUGAGAAACUCCCACUUCUGUGUGUACAUUCUUUUGCUUCUGAUCCACCGAUAAUUUGCGUGCGUUAAUUAUUUAAUUUUAUUCGUAACUUCUAAUACUGCACACAUUUAAUUUGCGUGUAUAAUUUAAUUCAUUUGUAGGCGUCGGGUAUUCGUGUGUAGUUUGUUUGUGUAAAUUUCUUGCACAGUUGUGCUCUUGUGUUUGGAAAAUUCAAUUUCCAUUGGAUAUAUUAGUGGCUAAAUGUUCAAAUUUGUUGUAACAGUUUGCAAUUAUUGGAUUUAAUACAGCCUCGGUUGAUUUUUUUUC
Molecule: messenger RNA, 1509 nt
Organism: Erythranthe guttata (spotted monkey flower)
Lineage: Eukaryota; Viridiplantae; Streptophyta; Magnoliopsida; Lamiales; Phrymaceae
Product: cytomatrix protein-like protein
Cellular component (GO): nucleosome
Molecular function (GO): DNA binding; structural constituent of chromatin
Source: RefSeq, a predicted model, not a curated record